Exophiala viscosa is the source of this 765-nucleotide messenger RNA. RefSeq names its product ubiquitin-conjugating enzyme E2 R. The record is from RefSeq and is a predicted model, not a curated record. The transcript has 3 exons. Gene Ontology annotation, molecular function: ubiquitin conjugating enzyme activity. Gene Ontology annotation, biological process: ubiquitin-dependent protein catabolic process; protein polyubiquitination. The coding region runs from base 1 to 765 and encodes 254 amino acids. NCBI's taxonomy places the organism in Eukaryota, Fungi, Ascomycota, Eurotiomycetes, Chaetothyriales, Herpotrichiellaceae.
AUGUCGCAGGCUGUCCUGCUGAAGGAAUACAAGGCUCUUGCCCGAGAAAGAUGGGUGCAGAUCGAUAUUGACGAAGAUAACAUCUAUCACUGGAAUCUGGCGUUGAUGGUCCUCAACCCUGAUUCCCUGUACUAUGGCGGUUACUUCAAGGCUCAAAUGAACUUUCCCAAGGACUAUCCUUACAAGCCACCGGACUUCCGCUUCCUCAAGCCACUAUGGCAUCCGAACAUCUACCCUGAUGGACGUCUCUGCAUCUCGAUCCUUCACGCACCUGGAGAGGACAUGAUGUCCGGAGAGUCUGCCGGUGAGAGGUGGUCGCCGGCACAGCGAGUGGAGUCAGUCCUCAUUUCGAUACUUUCUCUCCUGGAUGAUGCCGAGAUCUCUUCUCCUGCCAAUGUCGAUGCGAGCGUCAUGUUGAGAGACGACAAGGACACUUUCAAGAAAAGAGUGCUACAGGACGUCAACGCAUCCAAAAAAGACAUUCCUGAGGGUUUCAUCAUGCCGACACACGAGUCAACUAAGCCAGUCAUCGAGAAGAUCGACGAUAACUUUUGGAAUGAUAGUGAUGCGGAGGAAGUUGACUUUGAUGAUUUCGAUGAUUUCGACGACGAUGCCGCCAAUGGAAGCGAAUCUGAUGAAGCAUUGAACAACGACUCGGAGGAUGAGGAGAACUACGACGAGGAUGACGAGGACACCCAGCAUAACAAUAAGGGCAAAUCGCGUUCAUCCAGAUUAGACUCGGAGAUGACUGAGCCGGAGGACUAA